Callorhinus ursinus (northern fur seal) is the source of this 3353-nucleotide messenger RNA. RefSeq names its product leucine rich repeat and Ig domain containing 4 (gene LINGO4). Gene Ontology annotation, molecular function: protein binding. The record is from RefSeq and is a predicted model, not a curated record. Lineage: Eukaryota; Metazoa; Chordata; Mammalia; Carnivora; Otariidae. Gene Ontology annotation, cellular component: plasma membrane.
UUCACCAACUACCAGGGCCCUUCUCCUCUAGCACCGCAGUCAGUCCCCGAUGGCCAUUCUACUCACCAUCAUCCUGAUUCUGCCCAGGCCCUGGCUUCCCAGAAACCCACUUGCAGUCUACAGGCUAUGUACAUGGCCUCCCCCAGAGAUCGCUGUGCCAGCCUAGGGCUCGCACGCUCCCCACCCACAGCACCAGGCCAGGUGGUGUCUCUCACUUGUCUAUGCCUCCCUGGCUCACAGUCUGUCUCUUGUGUAUCACUCAGACAGCUGAGCCCAAAGGGAACUAGAGAGCUCCCUCAGAUUCACACAUUGGACUAAAUCAAAACACCAUCGAGGAGGAACAGAAGAGAAGCCUGAGACUAAGGACCAAGCAACAAAACUCAAAACUUGGGCAUCCCUUGGGUCCCUCAUACACCCCAGUGUCAUCUAUAGGGGUCGCCCCUAGGGUUCUUGUGAGGGAUUUAAGUGCCCCCUGCAUCUGUGCUGUGGCUGAGGUGCAGCUUGGCUGUUGUCCACACAGGCAUUUUGGGGAGAUUGGAUCUUGCUACUUCAGGGCCCCAGGCCCUGAGCCAGGCUGCAGAAGGGCAGAGGGGCAAUAAGUACAGCCUGGGGGAGCAGAGCUGAGCAUGUUUCCCUUGGAGGACUCAGUCAAGGUGAGGACCUCGCUCCAAUCAGACUCCAAGGAUGUGAUUCCCUCUGAGCCUUAGACAAAGCUAUGGGCAGAUAAUACGGGAGAACAAGGGUCGGCAGAGAGGGGGAGGACAGAGCUUGGGGAGAACAAGUAUCAGGGAGAAGGGACCGGAGGUAUUUCUGGAUCUCACAGAUACAGGAAAAACGCAUUACAGGAACACUCAAAAUUACUUCCUUGCUUCCUAUCCCAUACACAGAGAACUUUGCCCACUGAAGUCAGACUUAACUAGGGUUCCAUGAGCCAGUAAGCACUUGGCCUAUUACCCAGGCUGGGGGCAGGAGGAAAGUUGAGAUUCCCCAAAGAGGCGGCCCAGGAGGCCCCCAAGGAGGUGGUCCACCAGAGUUGCUCCCAGUCUGCACCAUCCUCACUGGCAAUGCCAAGACAGAUAGCUCAAUCUCUCUCUCCUCUAAGGCCCGGGGAAGUCCAGGGUCACCAUCAUCUGAAGUCACUUUCCAAAAAGGACCAUGUCAUCAUCUAUUCCAGGACUGAAGAGGGGAUGGCUAUGGCCACAGCUCCAAAGCGAGCCUGGCCCCCAUGGCCCCCUCUCCUGUUCCUGCUCCUCCUACCUGGAGGGAGCUGUGGCGGGUGCCCUGCUGUCUGUGACUGCACCUCCCAGCCCCAGGCAGUGCUCUGUGCCCAUCGGCGACUGGAGGCUGUGCCUGGGGGACUCCCACUGGACACUGAGCUCCUAGACCUGAGUGGGAAUCGCCUGUGGGGGCUUCAGCGGGGCAUGCUUUCCCGCCUGGGCCUGCUUCGGGAGCUGGACCUCAGCUACAACCAGCUGUCCACCCUGGAGCCUGGAGCCUUCCACGGCCUCCAAAGCCUACUCACCCUGAGGCUGCAGGGCAAUCGGCUGCGAAUCAUGGGGCCUGGGGUCUUCUCGGGCCUGUCUGCCCUCAGGCUGCUGGACCUCCGCCUCAACCAGAUUGUCCUGUUCCUUGACGGAGCAUUUGGGGAGCUGGGCAGCCUCCAGCAGCUGGAGGUGGGGGACAACCACCUGGUGUUUGUGGCUCCAGGGGCCUUUGCAGGGCUGGCCAAGCUGAGCACCUUCACGCUGGAGCGCUGCAACCUCAGCACAGUGCCUGGCCUGGCCCUGGCCCGCCUCCCGGCACUGGUGGCCCUAAGGCUUCGAGAACUGGAUAUCGGGAGGCUGCCAGCUGGGGCACUCCGGGGGCUGGGGCAGCUAAAGGAGCUGGAGAUCCACCACUGGCCAUCUCUGGAGGCUCUGGAGCCUGGGAGCCUGGUUGGGCUCAAUCUCAGCAGCCUGGCCAUCACCCGCUGCAAUCUGAGCUCGGUGCCCUUCCAGGCGCUCCGCCACCUGAGGUUCCUCAGGGUCCUGGAUCUGUCUCAGAACCCCAUCUCAGCCAUCCCAGCCCGAAGGCUCAGUCCUCUGGUGCGGCUCCAGGAGCUGCGACUGUCAGGCGCAGGCCUCACCUCCAUCGCCGCCCACGCCUUCCACGGCCUGACAGCUUUCCACCUCCUAGACGUGGCAGACAAUGCCCUGCAGACUCUAGAGGAAACGGCAUUUCCUUCUCCGGACAAACUCGUCACCCUGAGGCUGUCUGGCAACCCCCUGACCUGUGACUGCCGCCUUCUCUGGCUGUUCCAGCGCCGUGGCCACCUGGACUUCGGCUCAUCGCCCCCCGCCUGUGCCGGCCCCCGGCCCGUGCAGGGCAAGAGCCUGAAGGAGUUUUCAGACAUCCUACCUCCUGGGCACUUCACUUGCCAGCCGGCCCUGAUCCGGAAGUCUGGGCCGCGGUGGGUCAUUGCAGAGCAGGGGGGGCAUGCUGUUUUCUCCUGCUCUGGAGACGGGGACCCAGCCCCGACUGUCUCCUGGAUGAGGCCUCAGGGGGCUUGGCUGGGAAGGGCUGGGAGAGUGAGGGUCCUAGAGGAUGGGACGCUGGAGAUCCGCUCAGUGCAGCUACAGGACAGAGGGGCCUAUGUCUGUGUGGUCAGCAAUGUUGCUGGGAAUGACUCCCUGAGGACCUGGCUAGAAGUAAUCCAAGUUGAACCACCAAACGGCACUCUCUCUGACCCCAAUAUCACCAUGCCAGGGAUCCCAGGGCCCUUCUUCCUGGACAGCAGAGGUGUUGCUAUGGUGCUGGCAGUUGGCUUCCUCCCCUUCCUCACCUCAGUGACCCUCUGCUUUGGCCUCAUUGCCCUCUGGAGCAAGGGCAAAGGCCGGGUCAAACAUCACAUGACCUUUGACUUUGUGGCACCUCGGCCCUCUGGGGAUAAGAACUCUGGGGGUAACCGGGUCACUGCCAAGCUCUUCUGACCUUUACUUCCAUGUUGGAAUUCCAGCCAAGCCAGCUUCAGAUACCAAAAGAGAAGAAAGAAAACCAAGGCUGCUUGGACCAGAACCUAGUUCCACACCUGCCCGCAUCGUGCCAGCAGCUAAUGAUGCCUCCCGAUGGUCUGCCUCCCCCUGCUUUUCAGUUUGAGGGUCCCAGGGGGCAGGAGAUGUACAUCCAUAGUCAGCCCAGCCCUAUCCACCCAUCCCCCUGACACAAAGAAGGAAACAGCCCCAAGACUCCAGUCUACUUGUUCGCACACACACCCUUUAACAAUCACUACCGACUGCCAACCACAGUUAUAAGAUUAUUGCAGAGGUGGGGCACCUGGGUGGCUCAGUCAUUAAGCGUCUGCCCAGGGUCCUGGG